This is a messenger RNA of Phytophthora infestans T30-4, 2058 nucleotides long. Its product is annotated as DEAD/DEAH box RNA helicase, putative. Bases 1 to 2058 code for a protein of 685 amino acids. Gene Ontology annotation, molecular function: nucleic acid binding; ATP binding. Gene Ontology annotation, biological process: ribosome biogenesis. Gene Ontology annotation, cellular component: nucleus. The record is from RefSeq and is a predicted model, not a curated record. NCBI's taxonomy places the organism in Eukaryota, Oomycota, Peronosporomycetes, Peronosporales, Peronosporaceae. The transcript is spliced from 3 exons.
AUGGAUGGCUUCUCGCUUAACAUCUCGGCGUCUAGCGGUUCUCGUAAGCCUGCUAAGAAGAAGAACACUUUCCGUGCAAAGCAACAGGCCAAACGUGCUAAGUCUAAGGCAAGCAAGACGGGAAAACACAAACCCGUGACACAGAGGCCACAGCCAAAGAACGAGGCGCCGAAGACGUUCGGUACGCGUCGUAACCCCAACAAAGAGGGUUACAGUGUGGAGAAGUUCACUCAGUCGCGAGUCAAGAUCGACAAUGUAUUGUCUAAGCCAUUGACGUCAUCAUCGAGUGAGAAAAUAUUCGCUGCGAACACAUUCGAGUCCAUGCAGAUGUCGGAAAAGCUCGUGAAUGUGCUCAAGAAAGAUACCGAAAGAGGUGGCUUUGGCUUUGCGCGGCCGACCAACGUGCAGGUACAGACGAUUCCCUCAAUACUAAAGGGAAAUGAUAUUCUAGUCAAGAGUGAAACAGGGUCCGGUAAGACCCUCUCCUAUCUGCUGCCUAUCGUCCAGAAACUACAAGCAGUAUCCCCAUGUAUCCAGCGACAAGAUGGUUGCAUGGCUCUAAUAUUGGCCCCGACACGUGAGCUAUGUACACAGAUUUUGGAGACUGCUAACAGACUCAUCCAGCCAUUUGUGUUCCUGGUUCCGGGAGCCAUUAUCGGCGGUGAGAAGAAGAAGGCGGAGAAGGCACGACUUCGCAAGGGUAUUAUCAUCCUGGUCGCCACGCCUGGGCGACUGGCCGACCAUCUCGUUAAUACGCUCUCCUUUAACUACUCUCGUCUGCAAUUUUUAGUGCUGGAUGAAGCAGAUCGACUACUAGAUAUGGGCUUCGAGAAGCAGAUCACGCAAAUUCUGACUAUUCUAGACGGCAAGAAGACGUCGCAGAAGCGUCAAAACAUCUUGGUGUCUGCCACAGUUAACAGCGGAGUGCAGCAGCUGGCCAAGAUGAGUCUGUCUAAGCCCGUACUGAUCGAUGCCGAUGCCUUAACUAGUGGUGAAGAACCAGCGUCCGACAUGAAAUCUGCUAGGCAGGAGAAGUUCUUUACGCCGCACCAGUUGAUGCAGCACUUCAUGCUUGUCCCAGCCAAGACACGUCUGUGUGCCUUGACUUGUUUCUUACGUAAAGAACUACGCCACGCUCCUCGUGAUCACAAGAAAGAUGGAAGCCCUGGCAAGUGCAAGAUUGUGGUCUUCCUGUCCACUUGCGAUGCUGUGGACUUCCACUACGCUCUGUUCCGCAAGUGCGCGUGGCCUUCAGGUAAAGGAGCAUCGGAGGAGUCUGAAAGCAGCGGUGUGGCGUCACUUUUUGGGAGCCAAGGCCCGAUAUUCCGACUGCAUGGCAACAUCCCUCAACAGGAACGAGUGACGACGUUCAAGAGCUUCUGCUCUUCAGGUUCUGGUGUGUUGCUGUGUACGGAUGUUGCUGCUCGUGGUCUCAACUUGCCUACAGUCAAGUGGAUCGUUCAGUACGACCCACCAACGGAGACACGUGACUACGUGCAUCGUGUGGGUCGUACAGCUCGAAGUGGAAAUCAAGGAAGCAGUCUGUUGUUCCUGAUGCCGUCGGAGUCGGAGUAUUUGGACUAUCUGAGUAAACAGGGCUUGAAGCUGAAUGCUUUGAGUCUGGAGAAGACCGUCUCUCGCGUGGGCAAGUACGGGGGAUUCCUGACGACGUCUCGGAAGAAACUACUGCACGAGGUAGUGCAGAGCGACCUCCAGUUCCUGUACGAGCAGACGCUGCUGGCAGACAAGGAGCUGUUCGAGUUGGCUUGUCAAGCUUUCCACUCGUUUGUGCGUAGUUACGCCACGCACUCGUCGGACACACGCAACAUUUUCCACGUCCGUAGUCUUCACUUAGGUCAUGUUGCCAAGAGUUUCGCACUGCGUGACCCGCCUGCGUCUUCAAAGUUGCGUAAUACUGGACGAAACGCCAAGAAGGGUACGCUCCACAAGCGCAAGGAGAGAGACGAUAAGCAGCAGGCUGUGGUCGCGAAGAAGCACAAGAAGAUGCGCGACGAGAAACGCAGAUAUGCGCAGAACGUCUCUGAGUUCGCCGACUAA